AUGCUGCUGCUAGUAGCAAGUGAUGCUUCUUUAUCAGCUGAGGACUACUGGAAAACAGUGUUGCCAAAAACUCCAUUUCCGCAAGCUCUUGAAGGUCUUCUUCAGCAGCAUGUAGUUAUGAAAAGUGAAAGUGAUAUCAUGGAUCAUAACAUGGCCUUCAAUAAGCGAAGAAAUACAGCAUAUAAAAGCCGAUACAACAAGACCUAUAACAAGACUCGUGAUCCAGUUACAAUCGAAGAAUCCAUGAAAGAUAGAGUUGCAACUAAUGAUGGUAUGAAAAGUGAAAGUACUUUUUUGGAAGAUGACAUGGCCUUCAAUAAGCGAAGAAAUACAGCAUAUAAAAGCCGAUACAACAAGACCUAUAAGAAGGCUCGUGAUCCGGUUACAACUGAAGAAUUCAUGAAAGAUGGGGUUACAACUAAUGAUGAUGACAUGGCCUUCAAUAAGCGAAGAAAUACAGCAUAUAAAAGCCGAUACAACAAGACCUAUAAGAAGGCUCGUGAUUCGGUUACAAUUGAAGAAUCCAUGAAAGAUGGGGUUGCAACUAAUGAUGAUGACAUGGCCUUCAAUAAGCGAAGAAAUACAGCAUAUAAAAGCCGAUACAACAAGACCUAUAAGAAGGCUCGUGAUUCGGUUACAAUUGAAGAAUCCAUGAAAGAUGGGGUUGCAACUAAUGAUGGUAAAGAAUAG
Molecule: messenger RNA, 690 nt
Organism: Dovyalis caffra
Lineage: Eukaryota; Viridiplantae; Streptophyta; Magnoliopsida; Malpighiales; Salicaceae
Source: the annotation of a GenBank genome assembly